AGAAGAAAACACGACAGGCAGGAUGGAUUUAUCAUCACAAGAAUAUGAUCCCACUGAGUUUUGUUUUCCUGCAGUGAACAACUCUUGUCUUAAAGGCAUACAUCUUGUUUCCACUCAGACUGUGUUGUAUCUCAUAUUGGUGUCGGCGAUGACUGUAACUAUUCUAGGAAAUUCUGUGGUCAUCAUCUCCAUAGCGCACUUCAAACAGCUCCAGACUCCCACUAACAUCCUGGUGAUGUCUCUGGCUCUCGUGGAUCUUCUGCUUGGACUGGUGGUCAUGCCUUUCAGUAUGAUCCGUUCUGUCGAUGGCUGCUGGUACUAUGGAGAUGCCUUCUGUUUGCUCCACUCCACUUUUGACUUAUUUCUCACAUCUGUGUCUAUUUUGCAUCUUGUUUGUAUUGCUAUUGACCGACAUCAGGCUGUGUGUUAUCCGCUUCAGUACCCUACAAGAAUAACCAUGCCUGUUGCAUGGGUCAUGGUGCUGAUAAGUUGGAGCAUGGUUGCAGUAUAUUCAUAUGGUCUACUGUAUUCAAAGGCUAAUGUGGAAGGACUGGAGGAAUAUAUAAAAUCAAGAUACUGUAUAGGAAGUUGCAGUCUGCUUUUCAGUAAAUUGUGGUCUGUUUUAGACACAUUAUUAACGUUUUUCUUGCCUUGUUCUGUCAUGGUUGGACUAUAUGUGAGGAUUUUUGUAGUUGCAAAAAAACAUGUAAGAACAAUCAGUGAGGCAAACCAGAAUGAAAAUGUGAAUGUGUUUAAAAGCUCUCGACGAUCUGAGCGCAAAGCAGCAAAAACUCUUGGUGUGGUCGUGGGUGUCUUUAUUUUUUGCUGGCUGCCUUUUUUUAUUAACUCUAUGAUUGAUCCCUACAUCAACUUUUCCACCCCAGUUGCUCUUUUUGAAGUGUUUGUCUGGUUAGGCUACAUCAACUCAACCAUAAACCCCAUCAUAUAUGGCUUUUUCUACCCAUGGUUUAGAAAAACCCUUUCUCUCAUUAUAACAAUGAGAAUAUUUGAACCAAACUCGUCUGACAUCACUGUUUUCACGGUUUGACUUUAUUUCAUUGUGAUCUGACCUCACAUAAAUAAACAACAGUGUAAAAUCCCAUGUGUUUUAUCUAUGAAAAAGAUCAAAACAGUGGCCUAUAUGAAAAUUAAACUUUUUCAACAAAAAAAGCAAAAGCAGUCCAUCUUAGUUCAACAAGUUGUGAGGCAGACAUAACUGUAUUUUAAACAUAAACAUAAACAUACAUAAAUACCAGGUCUAAAAAACUGCCCACUCAUUUUGUAGGACUGUAUGAGCAAAAAUGAGGGAAUCCUCACACACUUAUAAACAAUAUGUGCAUAGAAUGCUGCAGUAAUUACGUAUUUUUGUAUCUUGAGUUUGCAUCACCUUGGUUCCCUCAACAAAAACCAAAUACGAUUUUUUCCAUUGGCUUUUGGAUUAUUGCAGAAAAUAAGCUCUGGCUUACAAAAGUUUAUAAUUCUCAUAUGUGUUGUUCAUCAUGAUAAUCUUCACAAAUUAACCCAACUUUUAUAAAUUUUGAAGUGUAAAGACAGUCAGCAGAAGUUGGCCUACCUAAAUGUAGGCUAUAAACGAACUACACCACAGUCGCAUGACUUCAGCAUCACCAUCACUAAGCUUCCGACAACUCUUUCAGUCUUUGUUUAAAUACAUUUUCCCUGAAAGUUCAAGUUAUAAUAGUUUGCAAGGGCACGAUUAUAAACACAACAAGGCUGUAAAAGUGGAGUUGUGAGUAGAUAAGUUUUCCUGUUUGGCCUGAUGAUGUUUAAUAUUCCUGACAACCUCUGUAGUCUCAUUUAGACACUUGUUAGCAGCCACCUUUUACAAGACAAGUAACAGCUUAAAAAAAAAAAAAAAAAAAAAUACACAAGAGGGUAUUACUGAUGUAUUUUAAUAAAAUGUGAAAAAAUUAUCUUGAGUUCGCCAAAGACCUUAUUUCAGGCACUUGACCAAAAACCCAUUCAAAAAAACCACUGACUUCAGGACAAUGGAACUGGUAGUGCUAAAAUGCCAACUUGUUUCUGAGUUUUGGCCUACAAAAAUGUCAUCACCACUCUUUUAUGUAUGACAUAAAAUACAUAUUGCAUUCUGAAUGAUGAAAAAAAAAAAACUACACUUUAAUACAAAUUAUAACAUGAAAUAAACAUGAAUGAACAUCAGAGGGUAUGUUGAAAGAUACAGUAGGCUACAGCUUGCCAAAAUGUAUCAUAUAAUUUCAUAUAUUUACUCAAGCAAUGUUUAGACUGUGGAAAGGCAUCAAUAAAACAGCUUGUAAACAUGUCAUGGAGUUAUGUUUACCUCAGAAAAGCCACUCAUUGUCCAUGUCUAUAGUUUUUACACAAGUUAAGAGAUUUGACUAGUACUGUACCUGAUAUAUUUCCAAAGGAAUUUAUAUCAAAUCAAACUGUUUGGAAUUUGAAUAAAUCAGAGCAGGUAGAGAGUUCAGAUUUGCAUUUCUUGGCUGUGACUGGACAGACAGAAAGUUCAUAAUCAGCCUCCUUGGCCAUGACAGGGCACACAGAGAUAACAGUGAGCACAUGUAAAACAGACAGUUCACAAGCGAACACAGGUGCCUUUGGAGGAGCUGUAGCAGUAGCCAGCUCCACCAGAGUGAGACCACUGGACUUGGGAUCACUGGACUCGACCCAAUUGCCGCUCGUACCUCGAAGGGUGGAUCCAUCUCACUGGAUAUCAGACUCUUUCAUUCUUGAACUGUUCCAGUGAUCGAGGGGAUUCGUAGCAGACCAUGGUGUGGCGGCCAUGAUGUGAUGAGACGAGACUCUGGCGGCCAUGAUGUGAUGAGACGAGACUCUGGCGGCCAUGAUGUGACAAGACAAAACAAGAUUCUGGUGUGGCAGCCAUGACAUGACAAGACUCUGGUGUGGCGACCAUGAUAUAACAAGACUCUGGCGUUAUGGCCAUGACGUGACAAGAUGAGACUCUGGUAUGGCAGCCAUUAUGUGACAAACUCUGGCACGGCAGCCAUGUCAUGACGAGACUCUGGCGUUGGGGCCAUGACGUGACAAGAUUCUGGCGUGGCAGGCAUGACGUGACAAGACGAGACU
Molecule: messenger RNA, 3084 nt
Organism: Megalobrama amblycephala (Wuchang bream)
Lineage: Eukaryota; Metazoa; Chordata; Actinopteri; Cypriniformes; Xenocyprididae
Product: trace amine-associated receptor 13c-like
Exons: 1
Coding region: 23-1048 (341 amino acids)
Biological process (GO): G protein-coupled receptor signaling pathway
Cellular component (GO): membrane
Molecular function (GO): trace-amine receptor activity
Source: RefSeq, a predicted model, not a curated record